AUGACCUCCCACGCCGCCGUCGUAGCCCGUGGGAUGGGCGCUCCCUGCGUGAGCGGCUGCCACGAGAUCGAGGUGGACAACGCGAAGGAGACCCUGACGCUGCUCCGGUCGGGGCGGGUGCUGCACAAAGGAGACACUCUGACCAUUGACGGGGCUACGGGGGAGGUCAUGGAAGGGAAAGUCGCCUUGAUACGCUCCACGUCGGACGCGGAUUUCCAAAAAGUGCUGGACUGGGCGGACGAGCUCCGGCGGUUGCGAGUGAAGGCGAAUGCGGAUACCCCAGACGACGCCCGCAAAGCGCGGGAGUUAGGGGCGGAGGGCAUUGGGCUCUCCCGCACCGAGCACAUGUUCUUUGGGCCCGCCCGGAUCGACGUGGUCCGGGAGAUGAUCCUCGCGAACGACAAGGCCGAGCGCCUCGAGUCCUUGGAAAAACUCUUCGUCUUCCAGAAGGAAGACAUGCGGGAGAUUUUCUCCGUCAUGUCGGGCUUUCCGGUCACCUUCCGCCUCCUCGACCCGCCCUUGCACGAAUUCCUCCCUUCCGACCCCAAGGAUAUCGCGGCACUGGCGGGACGGAUCGGAAAGGACGCGACGCUGGUUGCCAACAAGAUCAAGGCGCUGGAAGAGGUAAACCCCAUGCUGGGCCUCCGCGGCUGCCGAUUGGGCUUGGCCUUCCCGGAAAUCAGCGAGAUGCAAGUCCGUGCCGUGAUUCACGCCGCCCUGGAAGCGAAAGCGCAAGGGUACGACCCUCGGCCAGAGAUCAUGAUCCCCUUGGUCUCUGUGGCCAAAGAAUUGGAGGUGGCGUCCGCAUUAGUUCACGCCACGGCCGGGCAGGUGUUGGAGGAGAAAAAGGCGGUCCUGGAGUAUAAAGUCGGGACCAUGCUGGAGCUCCCCCGCGCCUGUUUGAACGCGAGGAGUCUGGCGCCGAUGAUGGAGUUCGCGAGUUUUGGCACGAACGACCUGACCCAGUCCACUUUUGGAUUUUCCCGGGACGACAUUGGGGGCUUCCUGCCCCGCUAUUUGGAGGAGAAAAUUCUGGAGAAAGAUCCCUUUGCGACCAUCGACGUGGAAGGCGUCGGUCAAUUGAUGCGCGUGGCUGUGGAGGGGGUGCGGGGGGCGGAGGGAGGGGACGCGAAGGCCCUGGGUGUGUGCGGCGAACAAGGGGGAGACCCGAAGAGCGUGCAAUUCUGCGAGGAAUUGGGCCUGAACUCCGUCUCCUGCUCGCCUUUCCGAGUCCCGAUUGCCCGGUUGGCAGCGGCACAGGCUGCGAUUUUACACAAGAAAGCGCACAAAUAA
Messenger RNA from Nannochloropsis gaditana CCMP526, 1293 nucleotides. It is a transcript of the gene PTSI, whose product is annotated as phosphotransferase system, enzyme I, PtsI. Gene Ontology annotation, biological process: phosphorylation; pyruvate metabolic process. Gene Ontology annotation, molecular function: pyruvate, phosphate dikinase activity. The transcript has a single exon. The record is from RefSeq and is a predicted model, not a curated record. The coding region runs from base 1 to 1293 and encodes 430 amino acids.